AUGUUCUUUUACAAAAAUAUUAUUAUUAACUAUCAAACUUGUUCAUUAGUUUUCAGUUGAUCAGUCAUGGUGAUUCUUUCCGCUUGUUUCUUAAUCUUUGCACAGAAAGAUAUAUUGGCCAAAUAUUAUCUUAUUAAAACAGCAUAUCAACCUCAACCAAUCACAUCAGCAGCAUCAGUUCCAGUUAAAUAUGCAAAUGGUAGUGACUAUAGACUACAUUUGAAUCCAGAAGGACCCAUUGCAACUGUGAAAGGAGCAAAGCCAGUCGGAUCUGCUAUCACCCUGCCACCAGCUGUGACAGCAAAAUCAGUUGUUCUACCCAACAAGGAAAACACAGUUAAAUUUCUGUCACCUCAGUCUUUCAUAUGUUCUGCACCUGGUAAAGGUACUAUAGCAAGAUCUUGCAUAUUCCCAUCGUGUUAAACAUAAGUAAUGCAAUGCCAGAAUAACUAGAUUUUAAUUCUUGUACUUUUCACAUAUGAGAUAUAUGAGAUAAUUCUAUUUCAAUUCUUGUCGUUUUUUCACAUGUUGAGCUCGUAGCAAAGAGACUAGUGCAAGAUCUUGCAUAUUCUCAAAGUGUUUAUUAUGAGUAAAGUAAUGCCAGACUAUCUAGAUUUCAAUUCUUGUAAAUAUCACAGGUAAAGUAUAUAUGAGAUAUCUUGUGAAGAACUUCAUAUUUCAUUUAUAAUAUUUCAAUAUCAUAACACCUGGUGUCUCUGCUUAUCUUUUAGAAACUGAAAGUAUAUUGUAGUAAAUUGA
Molecule: messenger RNA, 759 nt
Organism: Eurytemora carolleeae
Lineage: Eukaryota; Metazoa; Arthropoda; Copepoda; Calanoida; Temoridae
Exons: 7
Coding region: 67-423 (118 amino acids)
Source: RefSeq, a predicted model, not a curated record